Molecule: messenger RNA, 4502 nt
Organism: Impatiens glandulifera
Lineage: Eukaryota; Viridiplantae; Streptophyta; Magnoliopsida; Ericales; Balsaminaceae
Product: ARF guanine-nucleotide exchange factor GNOM
Exons: 2
Coding region: 18-4298 (1426 amino acids)
Biological process (GO): regulation of ARF protein signal transduction
Molecular function (GO): guanyl-nucleotide exchange factor activity
Source: RefSeq, a predicted model, not a curated record
GUAUAGUUAACUAAGGAAUGAACAACUUUAACAUGGGGCGUAUGAAACUUCAAUCUGGAAUAAAUUCCAUCGAAGAAGAACCAGAGGAAUAUGAGGGUUCUUCAUUUGGGAAAGUUACUUUGGCUUGUAUGAUCAAUUCAGAAAUUGGGGCAGUUUUGGCAGUCAUGAGAAGUAAUGCGAGAUGGGGUGGUCGUUAUACCUCAGGGGAUGAUCAGCUGGAGCACUCUCUGAUUCAGUCUCUAAAAUCAUUAAGGAAACAAAUUUUCUCAUUGCAGCAGCAUCAGUGGCAUACGAUCAACCCUGUUGAUUAUCUCCAGCCGUUUCUUGAAGUUAUUCGAUCGGAUGAAACUGGUGCAUCGAUAACGAGUAUUGCAUUGUCAUCUGUUUACAAGAUUCUUACAUUUGAUAUGCUUGAUCUGACUACUGUCAAUGUUGAAGAUGCUAUGAACUCUGUAGUUGAUGCUGUGACUAGUUGUAGAUUUGAGGUUAAUGAUCUUGCAUCUGAAGAAGUUGUGCUUAUGAAGAUACUUCAGGUUCUUCUUGCUUGCAUGAAAAGUAAAGCAUCACUUGUGUUGAGUAAUCAACAUGUCUGUACCAUAGUUAAUACUUGUUACCGAGUAGUUCAUCAAGCAGCGAGUAAAGGUGAAUUACUACAACGAAUUGCUCGCCAGACCAUGCAUGAACUUGUCAGGACUAUAUUUUCGCAUCUGUCUAAUGUCAAAAACACAGAUCGAUCAUUGGUCAAAGGAGCUGGCCCAGUGAAACCAGAGGUAGGUGCUAAACAAUUGGAGAACGGUAAUGGUAGGUCCGAAUAUGACAACCAACUAUCAUCUGCUGGUUUAGGCUCUGCCGUUGGUUCAAUGGAGGAAAGCUUAAUGCAGUCUAUUAAUGGGAAGGAUGCCCUUCAAUAUGAUCCACAUUUGAUGACUGAACCCUAUGGAGUUCCUUGCAUGGUGGAGAUAUUUCACUUCUUGUGCUCGUUAUGGACUGUUGUUGAUAAUGGGGCUAUAGGACCCAAGGCAAACAAUAUAGCUUUGGAUGAAGAUGUUCCUCUUUUUGCUCUGACCAUGAUUAAUUCAGCAAUUGAACUUGGCGGUCCCUCUAUCCGUCAACAUCCAAGAUUGUUGAGUUUGGUACAAGAUGAAUUAUUCCGUAACCUGAUGCAGUUUGGUUUGUCAAUGAGUCCACUUAUUCUUUCCACCGUCUGUAGCAUUGUCCUUAAUCUAUACAAUAAUUUGCGAACUGAACUAAAACUGCAAUUAGAAGCUUUCUUCUCUUGUGUGAUCUUGAGGUUGGCACAAAGCCGAUAUGAGGCUUCAUACCACCAGCAGGAAGUUGCAAUGGAGGUUCUUGUUGAUUUCUGCCGUCAAAAGAACUUUAUGGUGGAGAUGUAUGCUAACUUGGAUUGCGACAUAACUUGUGGGAAUGUAUUCGAAGAUCUAGCCAAUUUAUUAUCAAAGAGUGCAUUUCCAGUUAACUCUCCUUUAUCUUCCAUGCAUAUACUUGCUUUGGACGGUCUGAUUGCAGUUAUUCAAGGAAUGGCCGAGAGGAUAGGCAAUGGGUCUGGAACUUUAGAAGCGUUGCCUGUAAAUCUCGAGGAAUAUGCUCCCUUUUGGAUGGUGAAAUGUGAUGACUAUAACGAUCCUGAACAAUGGGUUCCGUUUGUUCGGAAGAGGAAAUAUAUCAAAAGACGGUUGAUGAUUGGAGCUGAUCAUUUUAAUAGAGAUCCGAAGAAAGGACUGGAGUUUCUCCAGGUUACCCAUCUUUUACCCGACAAACUCGAUCCCCAAAGCGUGGCUUGCUUUUUCAGGUAUACUGCCGGUUUAGAUAAGAAUCUUGUUGGGGAUUUCUUGGGAAAUCACGACGAGUUUUGUAUCCAAGUUCUUCAUGAGUUUGCCUGGACUUUUGAUUUUCAAGAUAUGAACUUGGAUAUUGCGUUACGUCUGUUUCUCGAGACUUUCAGACUUCCUGGUGAAUCGCAGAAGAUACAGAGAGUGCUAGAGGCUUUUUCGGAGAGAUAUUACGAACAGUCGCCGCUGAUUUUAGCAAACAAAGAUGCUGCCCUCUUGCUGUCGUACUCGUUGAUAAUGCUGAACACGGAUCAACACAAUGUUCAGGUGAAGAAGAAGAUGACUGAGGAGGAUUUUAUUCGAAAUAAUCGACAUAUCAACGGAGGAAAUGACCUUCCUAGGGAAUUCUUGAUCGAGCUGUACCAUUCGAUCUGCAGGAAUGAGAUUCGGACCACCCCCGAGCAAGGUAUGGGUGUUGCUGAAAUGAAUCACAGUCGUUGGAUUGAUCUGAUGCACAAACUGAAGAAAACUGCUCCGUUUAUCGUGGCGGAUUCGAAAACUUACCUGGACCGAGACAUGUUUGCGAUCAUGUCUGGUCCGACCAUCGCCGCCAUCUCUGUGGUAUUCGAUCACGCUGAACACGAAGACGUUUAUCAAACAUGCAUCGACGGAUUCCUAGCCGUCGCCAAAAUCUCUGCGUGUCAUCAUCUUGAAGACGUCUUGGACGAUCUAGUCGUCUCUCUUUGCAAAUUCACAACUCUAUUAAACCCGUCUCUAGCCGAGGAGCCCGUCUUGGCAUUCGGCGACGACACGAAAGCCCGAAUGGCGACCGUAACCGUCUUCAACAUUGCCAACAGGUACGGAGAUUUCAUCCGAACAGGCUGGCGGAACAUACUUGACUGCAUCUUGAAGCUGCACAAACUCGGUCUACUCCCCGCCCGCGUGGCGAGUGAUGUGGCGGAUGAGUCCGAACUCUCCCCCGAUCCCGCCCAUGGGAAGCCCUUCACAAGCUCGAUGUCAUCGGCCCACAUGCCUUCUAUCGGUACCCCGAGGAGAUCGUCCGGGCUUAUGGGUCGGUUCAGUCAACUCCUAUCGCUCGAUACCGAAGAACCGAGGUCCCAACCGACGGAACAGCAACUCGCUGCCCAUCAGAGAACGUUGCAGACGAUUCAGAAGUGUCACAUCGACGGUAUUUUCACCGAGAGCAAAUUUCUACAAGCGGACUCGUUAUUGCAGCUCGCUCGAGCGUUGAUUUGGGCUGCUGGGAGACCACAGAAACGGAAUAAUUCACCCGAGGAUGAAGACACCGCUGUAUUCUGUUUGGAGUUGUUGAUCGCGAUUACUCUGAAUAACCGCGACAGGAUUGUUCUUCUCUGGCAGGGGGUUUACGAGCAUAUAGCGGGUAUCGUUCAAUCAACGGUUAUGCCUUGCGCGCUAGUCGAGAAGGCAGUUUUCGGUUUGUUACGAAUCUGUCAAAGGUUGUUACCUUAUAAGGAGAAUCUGGCCGACGAGCUUUUAAGGUCGUUACAGCUCGUUCUGAAGCUGGAUGCUAGAGUGGCAGACGCGUAUUGCGAGCAAAUAACGCAGGAAGUUAGCCGGUUAGUGAAAGGGAACGCGAAUCAUAUCCGAUCCCAGAAUGGGUGGCGGACGAUUACUUCUCUGCUGUCUAUAACCGCCCGCCACCCUGAAGCUUCCGAAUCUGGAUUCGAUUCGUUACUUUUCUUAAUGUCGGAUGGGGCGCACCUCUCGCCAGCUAACUACGUACUGUGUUUGGAUUCCGCGCGUCAGUUCGCGGAGUCUCGCGUGGGACAAUCUGACCGUUCGAUUCGAGCGCUGGAUCUCAUGGCGGGCUCGGUCGCCUGUUUGGUUCAAUGGGUCACUCUCCCGCAGGAAGUAGGUGAUAUGUGGCUUCGGCUUGUUCAGGGGAUAAGGAAGGUUUGUUUGGAUCAGCGAGAGGAAGUUAGGAAUCAUGCACUUUUAUCGUUGCAGAUAUGUUUAACAGGAGUGGAACGAUUAUCCCUUGCGAACGGACUUUGGUUGCAAUGUUUCGAUCAAGUUAUAUUCACGGUUCUAGAUGAUUUGCUCGAACUCGCCCAGGGGCAGUCACAGAAGGAUUAUAAGAACAUGGAAGGGACUUUAGCGAUUGCUGUGAAGAUUCUAGGUCAAGUGUUUUUAAAUUUGCUUGAGGAGCUUUCGCAGCUGACGACGUUCUGUAAGCUGUGGCUGGGGGUGCUUAGUCGAAUGGAGAAGUAUGUGAAAGUGAAGGUAAGAGGGAAGAAGAGCGAUAAGCUUCAAGAGAAUGUUCCCGAGCUUUUGAAGAACGUUUUGCAGGAGAUGAAGACGAAAGGGGUGCUGGUUCAGAGGAGUGCUUUGGGCGGAGAUAGUUUGUGGGAACUGACAUGGUUACAUGUGAAUAACAUCGAUUCUUCGCUACAGUCUGAGGUAUUUCAGGAUGGGGAGGAUAAAAGCAAGGUUGGAAUUGAAACAACCGCGAUUGAUGAUGAAUGAUGGUUGGAAAGUGCGGUUUUUGUUUUCCUACUGAAUGAGGUUAGUCUUUCUUCUUGUCUUGUAUAUUAAAAUUAAAAUGAUUUGUCUUGUAGACUAUAGUAGUAUCCAUCCAUCCUUUGUAUGCUUAGCUGAAAGCAAUUUGUUUGGUCAUUUGACAACAAUAUUAUGUGUUCAUUCACAUUCUAUGUUUCUUAGUUAUCAUGA